Molecule: messenger RNA, 2565 nt
Organism: Trypanosoma cruzi
Lineage: Eukaryota; Euglenozoa; Kinetoplastea; Trypanosomatida; Trypanosomatidae
Product: OSM3-like kinesin, putative
Exons: 1
Biological process (GO): microtubule-based movement
Molecular function (GO): microtubule motor activity; ATP binding; microtubule binding
Source: RefSeq, a predicted model, not a curated record
GCAAACACAGGGGCGUUUGGCGAUACGCUGAAAGAAGGAUGCAACAUAAAUCUGUCGCUCAGUGCUCUUGGUACAGUGAUUGACACCAUUGUUAAAGGCAGAGGGCAUGUGCCGUUUCGAAGCAGCCCACUCACGAUGCUGUUAAAGGACUCCCUCGGUGGCUCCAGUAAGACGGUCAUGUUUGCAAAUAUUGGCCCCAGUGAACACAACUUCUCUGAGACAGUUAGUACCCUGCGUUUUGCGGACCGUGCCAAGCAAAUCAAGAAUAAGCCCGUUGUGAACAUGGAUACAAAAGAUCAGAAGAUUGCUGAGUUAACAGAACUUCUUCAUGAAUUGCGAGAGAAGCUGAAGAGGUAUGAAACGGAAGGCACGGGAUCCCUCGAAAGGGAGGUGGAGGAGCUGCGUGAGAAAGUGGGCGAGAUGGAAGUGAGCCUUGACAGUGCCGUGAGGGCUCGUGAGGCGGAUGCCGUGGACUUUGAGAAUGUCAAGGCAAAGUUGAACAUGGAGCGGCAGGCCACCACCAGUAGAGUCAUUGAACUCGAAGAGCUUAUUGGGAAGCUGCAGAAUGACAUGCAGAUUAUGGAGUCCAGCGUGACGGAUGAGCGUUUGCAGCGGGAGGAGGUCCUUCGCCUCUGCUCUCAGUACCUUUGCGGUGAGGAGGAUGGAGGCAAGCCCAUUGCGACUGCCAAUGAGCUGGAGGCUGUGUUACAGGAGAACUCGCAUGGAAAGCAUAGUGUUGAGUUGGCGCGUCUGCAGAAUAAAAUACAAAAACUUGAGGUGGAGGCGCGGCAGAUGCGGAAGGAGCACAAGACCGUAACAAGGGAAUUGGAGGAGAAGCUCCAAGAGGCACUGGCAUCGCUGAAGUCAGCGGAAUCAAAGCUGCGCAAGGCAAAUAGGGAGUCCAACGAGGCGGGGGAUGUACGGAAAGGGACCUCACAACCGCCUGGUGGCAACGGGGCGAGCAGCGAAGAGGUGGCGGGACUGCGGGUGGCCCUUGAAAACGCUCAACAAGAGCUGCAGGAGAAGGGUAUCGCGGCCAAGUUAGAGACAAAGCUCCAGGAAAUGCAGAAUAGCCACGAGAAGAUAACCACGGCCUACCUGACUCAAUUAAAGCAGGCGAAGGAGGCGCUUGGCGCCCCUGGUGCAGAUGACUCACUCAUUGUGCAACAACUUCGCGCCAUUCUUGCAGAGGAUGACAAGACCUACGACUUUGCACUCAACCACAUGUCUAACAUGCAUAAUGUGAUGCACGGCUUGAAGUCUGCCAUGCGAGAAGCACAGACGGUACCGCUUGCAGCAAUCAGUGGUAACGCGGAUGCUUCUCGGGAAACCAUCAAAAAGAUGGGGAACCUGGAUGCUCAUGAAGCUGUUAUGUACGCUGGCAUGCUGUCAAACUUACAUGACGCCGUGGACAAGGCACAAACGCACCGCAAUAGACUUCUUGAUGCCAUCGCUGCCUUGCCUGAUACUCCUGUGAAUUUUAAAGAGGAAUUAAGUAAGUUGGUGAGUGAAAAUGACGAGCUGCGUAAAAUGUAUAAAGAUGCGAUCAAGGUAACAGAGACAGCGCAGGCACGCGUGGUGGAGGAGCAACGUCGUACGGUGUCAGAGGAAAGUGUACAGGCACAGAUUGAUUCAGUGCGCAAAGAGUACGAAGCACGUGAACGGGAGCUAUUGGCGGCCAUGAAACUAGACGAGAAUAGCGGGGAUGGAAAGGCAGUGCUGGCGUUAUUGAAUAAAAAUGCCUCUGGUGGGGGUGCUGUCAGUGAAGCAGCCCAGAAGGAAAUUGAAAGUCUCCGCAGUGACUUGGAGGAGGAGCGCGUCAAGUGUGAAAAACUUGUGCAGUCCAAGGAGGCGCAGCAAGUGGAACUGAAGGCUCUACGUCAGGAAGUAGCGGAAAGUGAAAGCCGCUACGUGGAUUUGGAGGGGAAAAUGAAUGAGAUGGUGAGUGACUAUGAGCGGCAGUUGGCAAAUGCACAUGGCAGCACGGAGAAGAUAGCCGACCUGACGGCACGGUUGAAGGAACGCACAGACCAGCUCGAUCAGAUGCGCGGCCUUCUUGAGAAGCAAAAGGCGCUUAUUGUGAAGAGCAACGAGAAGUGCGAGUACCUUCAGCAGAAGCUGCGGGAGGUCAACGCGAGAGCUGAGCGGACGGAGGAAAUAUACCGGCAGAAGCUCCAGGAGCGUGACGAGAACUUUCAGAGUGUGUUGAAUCAGCGGCUUGAGGAGUACGCACGGGACCACCACGACGACGUCACGAAGCAGGAGGAGAAGUCCAAGAAGCUCCGAAAGAAGAUUAAGAAGAUAGAGAACGAGGUUGACCGCCUGAAGGAGGAAUACGACUGCAAGGUCUGCGAGUGUGAGGACCUGCGCAACACCAUCGAGGAGCAGAAGGUCGAGUUGAUGCGGCUGCUGCGGCGCAUGGGGCAGACGGAGGAGGAAGCGGAAGUGUACGAGAAGAAGGAGAAGAUUCAAACUGCAUUGGAGCGUGCAAAGGAGGAGCAGCGGCGCAAGAAGGACCUCUUUGCCCUCGGUGAGGUGGCCAACGUGCGGCGUGGCGAGUACUGA